Messenger RNA from Galendromus occidentalis (western predatory mite), 621 nucleotides. RefSeq lists its product as uncharacterized. The transcript has a single exon. Bases 1 to 621 code for a protein of 206 amino acids. The record is from RefSeq and is a predicted model, not a curated record. NCBI's taxonomy places the organism in Eukaryota, Metazoa, Arthropoda, Arachnida, Mesostigmata, Phytoseiidae.
AUGCUGGUUUCAGCCGCGACCCUCAUUCCCUGUGCUGAAACGUCCGGUUUAAUCGAGUGCGUUGAUGCCUGGAGUCUUAAGGAAGCCUGCCGCGCUGCUGCUUUGUGGCAGAACGACCUCACGGUGUGCGUCAAUAUUUCCCCCUCAUGGCUAUGUCAUGAGAGGCUCGCCAGGCUGAUCGAAGAUGUUCUAACAGAAACCUCCCUUCCGCCAAGCCGUCUUCAAAUCGAUUUUUCUGAGAAAACAGAUUUUGGACCAUCAGAAAGCGUCUACCGGGAACUGGCAAAAAUCCGUGCCAUGGGCGUCAAAAUCGCCUUGGACGAUUUCGGCUCUGGCUAUUCUUCACUGGAGCGUCUCUCGCUCUACCCUGUGGACAAGAUCAAGGUAGCGAGGUCUUUCCUCCUCAAGCUGGAAGCGGACCCGCGCUCACGGCGUAUAUUGCAGCAUAUCGUCCACCUCGCCCGAAGCCUUAACAUCAUCUGUUGCGCCAAAGGCGUAGAGACGGAGCAUCAGAUGGCGUUUCUGGCGUCCUACGGAUACGAGGAGGUGCAGGGCUUCCUCGUUGGGGCUCCUAAAAGCUCAGAGGAAGGCGCCAUCACACCCUAUAUGGACGGCCACUAG